Molecule: messenger RNA, 1454 nt
Organism: Anas platyrhynchos (mallard)
Lineage: Eukaryota; Metazoa; Chordata; Aves; Anseriformes; Anatidae
Gene: ATPAF2
Product: ATP synthase mitochondrial F1 complex assembly factor 2
Biological process (GO): mitochondrial proton-transporting ATP synthase complex assembly
Cellular component (GO): mitochondrion
Source: RefSeq, a predicted model, not a curated record
CAAACCGCGCGCGAGGCGGGGAUUGGUCGAGGCCGCGGGCAAGAUGGCGGCGCCCACGGGGCUGUGCUGAGGGGGGAGGGGGCGGCUCCCGGUGUCCCCUCAGGGUCCCCUCGGUGUCCCCACCGCCAUGUGGAGGGGUCGCUGCUGUCGCUUGCUGCUGGGCUGCGCCCCCCGGCCGGGCCCCGGUGUCCUCAAGGGGACGGGGAGGGGGCGCGGGUACGCCCCGCCGGCAGAGAGGAAGAGGUUUUACCAGAACGUGAGCAUCUCACAAGGAGAAGGAGGCUUUGAAAUAAACCUGGACCACCGCAAGCUGAAAACGCCGCAGGCCAAGCUCUUCACCGUCCCCAGUGAGGCUUUGGCCAUCGCAGUGGCGACGGAAUGGGACUCCCAGAAAGACACCAUCAAGUUCUACACCAUGCACCUGACCACGCUGUGCAACACAGCCCUGGACAAUCCCACGCAGCGAAGCAAAGCGCAGCUGAUCCGUGCAGCCGUGAAGUUCCUGGAGACCGACACGGUCUGCUAUCGUGUGGAGGAGCCAGCUGCCUUGGCAGAGCUGCAGAAAAACGAGUGGGAUCCCAUCGUUGCCUGGGCUGAGAAAAGGUACAACGUGGCAAUCGGUUCCUCCACCAGCAUCAUGGGGCCAAACAUCCCAGCCAGCACCAGGGACACCUUCAGCAGCCACCUGGCCUCCUACAACAUGUGGGCUCUGCAAGGUAUAGAAUACGUAAUCACCCAGCUGAAAUCUCUCAUUCUGUCCAUGGGCCUGAUUGACAGGCACAUUACCGUGGAGAAAGCCGUGCUUCUGUCUCGGCUGGAGGAAGAAUACCAGAUUCAGCGGUGGGGCAAGGUGGAGUGGGCCCACGACUACGAUCUGUGCGAGCUGCGUGCUCGUGCGGCCGCUGGGACUCUCUUUGUUCACCUCUGCUCAGAGAGCUCCACCGUAAAACACAAGCUGUUGCAGGACUAAGGCUGCCGGGCCGGGCGGAGGAGGAGAACCCACAGCUGUGAGUCGCUGCUGUGACCCAGGGACGGUCACCACCACGCUGCCACCACACCUCUGGGAUCAGCCUGGAGCUGAGGAGCUCUGGGAGCAGCUCCCUGCUCAGACUGCCUGCUGCGGUGCAGCGCCAGCAGUUUUGAGCCCACGAGGAGGAAAGGUCAAGGUGAGCUCCCUCUGCGUGUUGGAGCCAGCAGCCCUGCCCGUUACCGCUGUCUGGAAUUCAUCUGAUGAGCUCCCAGGGAAGAAGCAGCUUCCUGGGCAGGGCACGGCACAGACACACCCAGCAUAUGCCACAUGUCUUCAGAGCUGCCAGCUCCUGACACGCACUUGUUAUGGAAAUCUGAAAACAGACUCGGCUGCAUCUGUUCUUCAUCCCUCAGUGUGCCUGCGUGUAACACCAGGGUCUCUCUGUUUGAUUAAAGGCACGCCCCUGCUAGAUACAGAAAGCCAA